AUGCGCACUCAGCAGCUUCUUGGUCUCGCCGGUCUCAUUCUUGCUGGCAAUAUCGCAAGUGCAGCCAGGUUGGAGCACGACGAUGUCCCCAACCGCUGCUGGAAUGCUUGUGGCUCCGUCGUCGGAGCCUCCGAGAGCUGCGACCACCAGUAUGAUAAUGACUCUGCCGAAUUGCAGUGCAUCUGCAACUGGGAAGCGGCCAAGACGCAGAUUCCUCUCUGCGCUGCCUGCAUCUCCCAGUAUCGCGUCUCGGAUGGUGACCGUGACGACGACAACGACGACGACAACGAUGAUGAUGACAAUGAGGCCCUUGACAUUGUUCACUCCUGCAAAUUCAGCACAACCACCUAUAACGCUGCUGCAGCCACGACUCCGAGUGCUUCGGGCACAGGGACCACCGAUACUGCAGCGACAGAUGCUACCACCACGGUUACCAGUAGUUCUGGUACUGGCUCUGGCUCUGGUUCUACUGGCAGCUUGUCUCAGGACUCGACCCAAUCUACGGGCAGUGCUGCGACUGCAACCCCGACUACCGAUGCCGCCACCGGCCUGUCGGCUCCAGGUGGUAUGUCCCUUGUCGCUCUGGCUGGUCUAAUGCCUCUGGCUUGGCUGUGA
Penicillium canariense is the source of this 615-nucleotide messenger RNA. Its product is annotated as putative GPI anchored protein. The transcript has 2 exons. Bases 1 to 615 code for a protein of 204 amino acids. The record is from RefSeq and is a predicted model, not a curated record. NCBI's taxonomy places the organism in Eukaryota, Fungi, Ascomycota, Eurotiomycetes, Eurotiales, Aspergillaceae.